CCCCGGCCCAGGCCUGUACGUGUGGGACGUGGAGGGGAACCGCUACUACGACUUCCUGAGCGCCUACAGCGCGGUCAACCAGGGCCACUGCCACCCCAAGAUCAUCGCCGCGCUCAACGCGCAGGCCUCCCGCCUCACGCUCACCUCCCGGGCCUUCUACAACGACGUGCUGGGCAGCUACGAGGAGUACAUCACCAAACUGUUUGGCUACCACAAGGUGCUGCCCAUGAACACAGGGGUUGAGGGUGGAGAGACUGCCUGCAAGCUGGCCCGCAAAUGGGCUUACACGGUGAAGGGCGUCCCCAAGAACCAGGCCAAAAUCAUCUUCGCUGAGGGAAACUUCUGGGGAAGAACCAUGGCGGCCAUCUCCAGCUCCACCGACCCCAGCAGCUACGAAGGCUUCGGGCCCUUCAUGCCCGGCUUCGAGCUCAUACCGUACAACGACAUUCCCUCUCUAGAGAAGGCUCUCCAGGACCCCAACGUGGCGGCCUUCAUGGUGGAGCCCAUCCAGGGGGAGGCUGGGGUGGUGGUGCCCGACCAGGGCUACCUCACCAAAGUCAGGGAGCUCUGCACCCAGAACAACGUUCUGUGGAUCGCCGACGAGGUCCAGACCGGGCUGGCGCGGACGGGCAGGCGGCUGGCGGUAGACCACGAGGGGGUGCGCCCCGACAUCGUCAUCCUGGGAAAGGCUCUGUCCGGAGGGGUCUACCCGAUCUCGGCGGUGCUGUGUGACGACGAGGUGAUGCUGACCAUCAAGCCCGGAGAGCACGGCUCCACGUACGGCGGGAACCCGCUGGCGUGCCAGGUCGCCAUGGCGGCGCUGGAGGUGAUGGAGGAGGAACGUCUGGCGGAGAACGCCGAGUGGAUGGGCCGGAUCCUGCGCUCGGAGCUGAGGAAGCUGCCCAGCGAGGUGGUGACCAGCGUCAGGGGGAAGGGCCUGCUCAACGCCAUCGUCAUCAAGGAGACUAAAGAUUACGACGCCUGGCAGGUGUGUCUGCGUCUCCGGGACAACGGACUCCUGGCCAAACCCACCCACGGUGACAUCAUCCGCCUGGCCCCGCCCCUCAUCAUCAAGGAGCACGAAGUGUUGGAGUGCGUCGAAAUCAUCCGCAAGACCAUCAUGUCCUUCUAGAGCGGCUCUUCAGAGGAUGAGAGGGGGGAGUCCGGACUGCAGACGCAGGGACAGAAAGGGGCUUCUCAGACUGCGAGUGGAUGCAUUGGACUUUUGAAACCUUGAAGCGCUUUGUAUGUGUUUGGAGUAGGGCGGCGAAUCGACAGAACUGCAUCAAUUAAUCAAUGCAGUUUGCUCAACCCUGUACUUAUCGUUUAGGGGGGAACAUGUGAUGUCUGUCCUGCUGAACGUUCCCUGGGAACCUGAUCCUUGUUGGUAGGAGGUGUUCUCCUGUUUGUGUUCUGGCUUUAGAUGGCGGUGGAUUGAUGGAGGGAUUUGGGAGAGUUGUAAAUCAGGAAUGAGGAGUUCAGUGUUGGUUCUCUGUGUCCAUUAUGACCUGCGGAAGGAAGGAGGGAAACUAACGGUAUUUAAACAUUUCUUGUUGAAUGUGAUUCAUACUUAAUAUUUUAAUAUUGGUUCCUGACCGUUCCUGGAAUAAAAAUAAUGUUUAACUGGC
Molecule: messenger RNA, 1628 nt
Organism: Gadus macrocephalus (Pacific cod)
Lineage: Eukaryota; Metazoa; Chordata; Actinopteri; Gadiformes; Gadidae
Gene: oat
Product: ornithine aminotransferase
Exons: 8
Coding region: 227-1132 (301 amino acids)
Cellular component (GO): cytoplasm
Molecular function (GO): identical protein binding; L-ornithine transaminase activity; pyridoxal phosphate binding
Source: RefSeq, a predicted model, not a curated record